Molecule: messenger RNA, 1989 nt
Organism: Oncorhynchus gorbuscha (pink salmon)
Lineage: Eukaryota; Metazoa; Chordata; Actinopteri; Salmoniformes; Salmonidae
Exons: 4
Coding region: 712-1710 (332 amino acids)
Source: RefSeq, a predicted model, not a curated record
AAAUUAGCUAUGAAAUAUUCAAUGUUUGAAAACAAUGACUAAAAUGUGCUUGUCGAUUGCUGCUAGCUAACGUUAGCUCUCAAGUUCCCACUUUAGACUUUUUCACUCACAUAAUAUCCUGUUCCUCAUUAUUAUUUGUCAAAACCACCAUCUUACGCAAAGAACAACGAACGAGGGGUGAUUACAAAAACAAAAACAGUAGCUACGAUACACACAGAACUAGCGUAGGCGUUCAGUUAGCCACUUGCUAGCUUGGCGCUGUCAGAGCAGGUAAACAGACAACAGCAAAGCUGAUCCCCGCCCUUCACAAAACCGAAAACGAGGCACGAGCUCUAGGUCAUUAGAAUCUUGAUCGUCCACAUCAAACCAAGUUUUGACGUUUGCUACAAAAUAAUUAUUUUUCUCGCCUUAACGUUUCUUUUUUUAUUAGUAGCUAGCUACGCGAAAAAUACAUGCAGGCUCUAUUUCAAUGACAUCUGAACAUGUCUCGUAAAGUUCAGGUUGUAGACGUUUCCAUAACAGCAAUGUUUAACUGUGCCCUUCCAGAGGCAAGAGAGUCAAUUUACAAGCCAGAGUCCCAGACAGUCCCAUCCGGCUAAACAGUCAGUAGCCUACUGUUCUUUCUUGUUGUUCCUUGUUUGGGGAUAGAAUUGGGAAAAGGCUACUAAUAUAUUUUGGAUAUCUUUCUCAGGCCAAAUUGUAGACAUAGGAAUGGGCCGGAGGAACAAGCCAAGGGCAACAAGACCAGAAAUAGGUGAUAAAUUGGUAACACCUGACCCUCAUCCAAUGGUUGUGGGAGCAGUGAAAUGUGUACUACCCAGGAAGACUGCCUUAAACUUACUUAAGGCUUGUGAAGUAACCACAAACAUCCGAAGUCCUGUCUCCAAUACGUAUGAGAGAUUAGAUAAUAGAGUGGUGAAAAUCUGUGUCAAUCUAUGGCCUGUCCUGGCUUCAGCCAAAGAGCCUGUAGAGGAAAGCAGUAGUUCGCUGGAUGAAGAGGAACCUGGGACCAGCACAGAUACAAGGACCUUCAAGACAUCAAAGUCUGGUGAGCAGCGUCCGAGAGACCAAGAAAGGAGACACCAUGUUAGACAAGAAUUGGACAGGGCUAAAGAAAGCUGUCUAGUGAAGCCUAUUUUACUACCACCCAUAAGUAAACUAUCCCUUACAACACGACUAGCACAUUCAGAGUGCAUGGGAAUGCAAGUGCCACACACAUCUCUGCCACAGAUAUGUGUAUCAGACCAAGAUGCCUUGGUCAAAUCCUCCAAGGGGACAAAAGCCAUUGAGAAUAAGGCACCAUUUCCCAUGAUCCUAUUGCAGAAGACCAGCAAUUUGAUGGACAGCACCAUUAUCUCCCAAUGUAGGUCUGCCCAGGUUCACCUCCCUGAGAUAUCAGUGUCCAGUAUAGAAGGCCUGCUUCAGAGAGUUGCAGAGCGAGUGGGAAGGAGAGAGAGGGAUGAGACAUCGGGACUGACCAAUCCUGAUCAUCUUCUCAUGGCUGGCGCGCUGCGAGACCUGAGAGAGAAGAGGCUCCAGCAUCGGGGAGACUAUAGCUCAGAGGGAACGGUAAGAUGUCCAGAGGUCAAGCCAAUCGGUGGACAGAAAGGGACCACUCUAGUAACAGAGAAUGGAAUGCAGAACCCUGCCUCCCUCUGCAAUAAAACCAAACUGCCUAUCAUCCUUAGUAUGUCCAAAGGAAGCCUUUGAGCAUGGAUAAAUCACCAUCAACAAUAGAUAAAUUGUACAUGUUAAUAAAGUUGUUAGAACAAAAUACCCAAGAUAGAUGUAUCCCCAUUUAAAGGUUUAUUACUAUAUGUUCUGUAUACAUCUAGUUAUAUGUACACAUAAAUAAUCAUACACAUAAUCAAGUAUGAAUGUUCAAGCAUAAUAUAGUACGUCAUAAGACCAUACAUUCAAUUGUAUGUAUAGAUAUUCUACACAUGCCUAUCAGUUGUAUCUUUCCAAUACAUCAGACUGCAGUACAGC